This is a messenger RNA of Spodoptera exigua (beet armyworm), 6899 nucleotides long. Lineage: Eukaryota; Metazoa; Arthropoda; Insecta; Lepidoptera; Noctuidae. The record is from the annotation of a GenBank genome assembly.
GCUGUUCAGUCACCAGUCCCAAAGAACCUUCAGUAUCACCAUGGCUCCCUCACCCCAAGAAACUAUGGUGGAACAGCAGCCUAAGACUAUCCCUCGGGGAUUAACUGGUGAAGAGUUAGUGAUUAGUGGCAUGUCAGGAUUGUUCCCCAUGUCUGACAGUGUUUUGGAGUUUAAAGAAAAUCUGUAUAACAAGGUGGACAUGGUGACCAAUGAGAACAUUAGAUGGGACAUCGACCACCCUGAAAUUCCCAAACAUUUCGGCAUGAUAACCGGAGUAGAUCGUUUCGAUGCUCAGUUCUUCAAGGUCCACUACAAACAAGCGCUCAUUAUGGACCCUAUGAGCAGGAAACUCUUAGAACACGCGUACCAGGCCAUUUUUGAUGCAGGUAUCAACCCAUUGGAGCUUCGAGGUAGGAAAAUUGGUGUUUUCAUCGGAGCUGCCUUCUCUGAGUCCGAGAAAAUUGUCAUUUACGAGUCUAUUCAGCGCAAUGGAUUCGGUAUUACUGGAUGCAACAAGGCUAUGUAUGCCAACCGUAUCUCCUACUGGCUGGACAGCAAAGGUCCCUCCUAUGCUCUCGACGUGGCUUGCUCCAGCUCCAUGUCCUGCCUGGAGCAUGCUUACACGAGCAUCAGCAGUGGUGUGUGUGAGGCUGCCAUUGUCGGUGGAUGCAACUUGUGCAUGCAUCCUAAUGUGGCGUUAAAUAUGAGGAAGUAUGGAUUCUUAUGUUUGGAUGGAAAAACUAAAUGCUUUGACAAGCACGGAGACGGCAGCGUCAGAUCUGACGCUAUCAGCAUUCUCUUCUUGCAGAAGGCUAAGGACGCAAAGAGAAUUUACUCAGAAGUUUACUACGCCAAAUCCUGCUACUCAAACAUAGUCCAAGAACAGUUCUUGCCUACUCGUAAACCAGAGGAGAUCCAAGAAUUUUUGGAGACGUUCUAUAAAGAGGCUGGAGUGUCUCCUCGUGAUGUGGAGUACAUUGAAGCCAAUGCUACAGCAAUUGCCGAAGCAGACGCCAAUGAAUUGGAAGCGAUUGGCAAAGUGUUUGCAAAAGACAAAACUGUGCAAGUUGGAUGCGUCAAAUCUAAUAUGGGUCACGCUGAACCUGCUUCUGGAGUGUGUUCACUAACAAAGGUGUGUCUGGCAUACCAAACUGGCCAAAUACCCGCGAACUUGCACUACUACGAGCCACAGGAUGAGAUUGAUGCGAUACGCGAUGGAAGAAUCCAAAUUGUAACUGACAACAUACCGUUUGGACGAGGAUUCACUGCUUUGAACUCAUUCUCGUACAGUGGAACUAAUGUUCAUGUGCUGAUGAAAGGACAUUAUAAACCAAAGGAUCUUGAACGUUACCGCAGCAGCAUUCCACAUCUAGUCCUCACAUCGGGCAGACAAGAUCAAUGUGUGAAGAGUAUGAUCGAGAAACUUGUCAAGCACCCAAUGGAUCCCGAACAAAUCGCUCUUCUUCAUGAGAUUCAUAACAAGCCCAUGGCUGGACAUACCUGCCGCGGAUACACCAUUCUUGACACGAACGAGAAAAAAGAAACGGUGUGUGUUGCUAAGGAAGUAGAAUACACAGAUGGUGUAACGCGUCCAGUGUGGUUCGUUUACAGUGGUAUGGGAUCCCAAUGGGCCACCAUGGGUGCUGAGUUGAUGCGUAUCCCGAUAUUUGCUGCAGCUAUUGAGAAAUGCCAAAAAGCACUAGAACCCAAGGGAAUAGACAUUGUGAAUAUUCUGACGAAUCCGGACAAAACUAUCUAUGACAACAUCUUACAUUCCUUCGUCGGUAUUGCUGCAGUACAAAUUGGUCUGACUGAUAUACUGAGAGAGUUGGGAAUAGUUCCUGAUAAUAUCAUUGGACACAGUGUUGGUGAACUAGGAUGUGCCUACGCUGACGGAUGCUUCACGGCUGAAGAAAUGAUCCUCUCUGCUUAUAGCCGUGGGCUUGUGUCUUUACAGACUCCAUUCAUCCGUGGUUCCAUGGCUGCUGUUGGAUUGGGUUACAAAGCGAUCAAGGCCCUUUGUCCUCCAGAAAUUGAAGUGGCUUGCCACAACAGUUCUGACUCCUCUACCAUAUCAGGACCAGCUGAUAUUAUGAAGACCUUCGUCGCAGAGCUGACAUCUCGUGGUAUCUUUGCCAAGGAAGUUCCUUGCUCCAACAUUGCUUACCAUUCGAGAUAUAUUCAGGAUGCUGGUCCUGGUCUACUCAAAUAUUUGAAGGAAGUAAUCAAGAACCCAAAAGAACGCAGUAAAAAGUGGAUGUCUACAUCAGUACCUCAAAACCAGUGGAAUGAACCUGCUGCCAUGUACUCUUCUGCUGAAUACCACACCAAUAAUUUAUUGAACGCAGUGCUCUUUGAAGAGACAUCCAAGUUGAUACCAGCGAAUGCCAUUGUGAUUGAAGUAGCGCCUCACGGGCUAUUACAAGCCAUCCUCAAGCGUUCACUAGCAGAAUGUACUCAUAUACCACUUACGAGACGCGGCCACGCCGAUCCAGUUAAGUUCUUGCUGGAAGCCUUCGGAAAAUUAUACUUGGCAGGUCUUACGCCAAAAGUUAAGGCGCUCUACCCAAGAGUAGAAUUCCCGGUUUCUACAGAAACUCCAAUGUUAUCGCAUUUAGUUGAAUGGGAACACAGUGAAAAAUGGCCCCAAGCAAAAUACAACGCGAAGGAUAGAAUCACAACAUCGAUCAGAAACUUCGUUUUCUCCAUACACGACGAUGACUAUAAAUACUUUGAAAAUUAUAAGAGAAAUGGAGUCUACGUAUUCCCUGAAGCUGCCAUACUAACUGUUGUAUGGGAAACUCUCGCUAUGUUCAAAGGUAUCGAUUACAGAACUAUGCCUAUUGAAUUCCGUAACGUACAUUUCAACGAGGAAAUUCAUUUCAAGGCCGAUGACCCUCUGAAGCUUGAUAUCAUGAUUCAUAAAGGAAACUUGUAUUUCGAGGUCAACCACGACGAGACAGUUGUAGCCACUGGCUAUUUAACUGAUUUAACUGAGUCACAAAAAAAGGAUAACUGCAAUCGGGUACUGGAAAAGUCUCAUGAUGCAAAGAAUGUAACUCUAAACAUGCGAGAUGUUUACCAAAUUUUGCGCAUGAGAGGAUAUUCUUAUGAAUGUGGUGGUAUCGAAAUCGAAACUGCGUUGUUCACCGAUAACCAGGUUACUGAGACUGACCCUGAUCUUAUACUUUCUCGCUGCUUCGUGCCUCACUUCCUUAUAGGCAAAAUUGAUCUAAAAGCAGCGAUGCACGUGAACAUGCAAAUUGUAGCUGAUAAUAUUCCAAGCCGCCAAAUCAAAGUGAUUGAACUGUACUCGACAGAAUAUUCAGAAAUUUCGAAGAUUUUGAGGGAAGUGACUGACGAAAUUACUAAUAAAGACUUUGUAAUGAGUGGAUUCAAUAAAAACAAGAUUGAUGUAUCGUCUGUUAUUGUGGUGGAUAAUUUGUUAGAAGAUGAACAUAAAAUGGAAACCCUAGCAAGAGUGCUGCCAAAACCAACAUUCAUUUUGGCUAUCGAAAAAGAUACUGCUAAAAUCUACUCCAAAUAUAAAUCUUUCAAUGUUGUAUCGUCUUUUAACGUUAAAAACCAGAUACUUGUGUUAGUGAACACUAUUGAUUCAAGCAACAAUGAGAAUAUCACAUACAUGCCUAUAACUAACGAUAAUAAGUUUACUUGGGUACCACGAGUGCGACAUGAGCUGGAAAAGACCAGAAAACUUGUACUGGUUUCUGAAAGACAACCAUACUCUGGACUUAUCGGUAUGGUCAAGAAAUUGAGAGAAGAACAUGGAAACAAGAUUGCUCUUAUCAUAGUUGAUGAUUACCACGUCGAAAAUUUCAACACCGAGGCAGCCAUAUUCAAAGAUCAGAUUGAAAAGAAACUGUCAAUCAACAUAUUCAAAAAGGGACAUUGGGGAGGCUAUUAUAAUAUUCCAAGUCCCAAGGAGACAAAUAUUAGAAGUGUCGCCUUAACAAGUACGUCGGCUGGCGAUCUCGAUGCCUUAAAAUGGGUGGAAGUACCUCAGUUGCCUGCCUGUAAUACAAUGGUUCAGGUGAGUUAUGUUGGACUUUCAAAUGAAGAUGCUCAAAAUGCUGUUGGUACGUCCUUAGCACCAGCCAAUGGCUUUGGAAAAGAGUUCAGUGGUAUCAAUAUAAAUGGUGAACGAGUCAUGGGAUUGCUCCCCGAAGGUGCUUUAAGAAGUGUUGUGGAAGCUGACCCAUCUCUAUUGUGGCCAGUGCCAGAACAUUGGAACUUGGAAGAUGCUGCUACAGUACCUCUGGCUUAUGUUAACGCAUUUUAUUGCCUUGAGUACGUUUUCAAAGUUACUAGCGUGGACGACAAAUCUAUAUUUGUUAAUGGUGCAGCGGAACCUUUCGGACAGGCAAUCAUAUCUGUGGCUUCAUUCUUUGGGUACAAAAUCUAUGCUAAUGUUGAAGACAAACAGAAAAAAGAAUUGUUGCUCAAACUAUUCCCACAGUUAGAAGAGGAAAACAUCGUGUGUUCCCGUGUAGAUGCCCACAGCACAGUCAUUAUGAAUUCUAACGCAAUUUGUUGUCCUAUUGUCAUUAAUUGCGCCAGCGGUCCGCUUCGUCAUUCUGCAAUGAAAUGUGUGUCUAAAAUGGGUUUCAUUCUGGAUGCUUGUGAUGAAGACAUGAAGAAUAACAAAGAUUUUGGUCUCUUCUUUUUGUGCGGAGAAAGGAAUUAUAAGGGUAUCAGAGUAUCCAGCAUAUUCAAACCAGAAUUUGCCGCAGAAAAGAAGAAAAUUCAAUUGUUGAUGGCUGAUGGAAUUCUGAAGGGUAUAGUUAGACCUUUGAAUCGCAUCGUGUACUCUCCCUCGGAGGUCUCUCGAGCUUUCAGACUGAUAUCACUAAAGAGGUUCUGUGGCAAUGUCCUCAUAAGAAUGAAAGACCCGAACAUUACCAGCGAAGAUUUAUGCGUCACUCCAAGACAAAGCUACUCUUCUGAAGGAUCCUACAUCGUAGUGUGUGAUGAAUCUGAGCUUGGUUUCGAAGUCGCUGAUAGAUUGGUCCGCCGUGGUGCUAGAAACCUGCUCUUAAAUCUAAAGCCCAACUCUUCGGCUGGAUAUUGCUAUACUAAAUUAGCGUCUUGGAAAAAAUUGGAUGUGAAUGUCAAGAUGUCAUCAGAAAACUUAUCAACAGACAAGGAAUGUGUAAAUCUAAUAAAAGAGGGAGCAAAAAUGGCGCCUGUUUUCGGAAUUUUCGUUAUUCAAAAUUACAAGACAGAUGCUAAACAGGAUGAUUUGGAGACUGACACCAUGGUGCAGAAGUUCAACAACACUGUUCGUGUUGUUGCAAACCUUGAUGUUUCUUCUAGAAAUCUCUGCAACAAUUUGAAGCAUUUCGUGGUCUUAAACUAUUCUUCAAAGAGUGCCAGUGACGAAUACGCCGUUUCUGUGAUUGAGAAAAUAUGCGAGGCGCGCAAUGAAGCGUGCUUGCCCGCCCUCGCCUUCCGCAUCGACUCGAUCAAUGAGUUUGAUACCAUUGGAGAAAAUGGUACAAAAACACGAUCGCAGAAACUGUCAACAGUUAUGAACGCUCUGGAAACAAGUUUGAAACUAAAUUACACGGAUGUCGUGUCAUUUGAUUUGAAGAAAAGAAACAAUUACGAUUUCUUAGCCAAAGUCGCUAAAAUUAUUGGAGUGCAACACGUGGAUGAUAUUGGAGACAAGCUGACUUUGGAACAGUUAAGCUUGAAUGAAACCAACUUGCAAGAAAUCAAGUUACUUAUCAAGAACGUGUAUGAUAUCGAUUAUUGUACUGAAACUUUGUCUAAACUAGAUGUUGCAAGUCUAAAGAGUUUUGGAAGUAUUGAAAAGAGGCAGAACACUAAAUUCGAUGCUGGUUUAGGAGCAUUCUAUACUUACACUGAUGAUGAUGAGUGUAUGGCUACCGAGCCUAUGAUUCAAAUGCCGACUAAGCUUAGCAGUGGUACCGAGGAAGAGCAAGAACUUGAUCCAAAGGAGACCUACUUGAUCCUUAUACCAGGAUUUGAAGGUCACCACCAAAUGUUCUACCGUGUCACUGAGAGGUUGAAGGUUAGAGCCAUGACCUUCCAACUUGGACCUGAUAUGACUCAGGAUAGCAUUAAAAAAAUGGCCGUCGAUAUACUAACGUUCAUGAAGAAGCGGUUCGAGCUUAAAUCCAAUUUCUAUCUGAUGGGAUAUUCCUUUGGUGUAAACGUCGCCCUGGAAUUGGCAGCAUUGUUUGAAAAAGAAGGUCGCGUGGGUACUGUGUAUUGCUUGGACAGCAGCCCAGAUGCAUUAAGGGUUCAGCUGGAUGCCUAUGUUGGCAAUUUAACUGAUACAGAGUUACAGAACAAAAUCGUCGAGCACAUGUACCGGCUCAUGACUGGAAGAGACAGCGAGGAACUGAAGAACGACUUGGAACGAUCAGAAAACUGGUCGGAGAAGGUGGAAGCCUGCGUCAGUAGACUUCGGGAAUUGGCUAGUUAUUCCAAUCAGUACAAGAGAUCUAUCCUAGAAACGGCGUACCGAAGAAUCAUGCUAGCGAGGCAGUACGAGCCAGAAUUCAAACUGGAAUCCCAAUUGGUCCUUAUGAGAGGCAUUCCUCAUCCAAAAGCAGGACCUCUGCCAGAAGACUACAACUUAUCCAAGUACACAACGAAACCAGUAAAGGUGUUCAACAUAGAGUCAGAUCAUGCCUCAGCACCCCUCGAUUGCAGAGUAUCAAAUAUCGUUAACAAGUUCCUCGAUCCUGAAUUGCUAUCGAAAUUCGAGAAGGAGGUUCUUUGCGAAACGUACUUGGUUGAAUCAUUCAAAAUGUUGUAGACACAUUUUUGAAUGUUCAUUGAAGUAUAAAUGCGUAUCGGCAGUUACUAAGUUAGUUUAAGUACGGUCAUCAAUAAUUAUUAUUAGUUAC